This is a messenger RNA of Morus notabilis, 3062 nucleotides long. RefSeq lists its product as uncharacterized. The record is from RefSeq and is a predicted model, not a curated record. Lineage: Eukaryota; Viridiplantae; Streptophyta; Magnoliopsida; Rosales; Moraceae. Gene Ontology annotation, molecular function: RNA binding. The transcript is spliced from 4 exons. The coding region runs from base 107 to 2809 and encodes 900 amino acids.
CCAAAUUCUCAGGAAGAGAGAGACUCAUUUUCAUUGAGCUUCUCUACAGACGAAUCUGCUUUCAGCUUCUUCAGAAAAACGUUUGGAAAUCUCGGAACUUUCAACAAUGGAACGAGAAGGCGAUCUAGGGUUUGGAGGAGGAAGAGAUCGGUUUCGAAGGGACUAUCAUCAUCAUCGUGAUCAGCACCAUUCAAGAUUCGAGGAGAAGAGCAGUAAUUUCCAGUCUAGGUCUGGGCGAUUCGGAGGCAGAACCAGUGGAAUUAGCAACAAAACCAGCAAUGCGGCGCCAUCGAGGCACCUCUGGGUCGGGAAUCUGUCCCACAGUCUAAUGGAGAGCGAUCUGACUUCGCAUUUCCUGCGCUUUGGAGAGCUCGAAAGCGUGGCGUUUCAGCCCGGUCGGAGCUAUGCGUUUCUCAACUUCGCGAGGGAAGAAGACGCCAUCGACGCCAUUGAAGCCCUUCAAGGUUUUCCUCUUGCCGGCAACCCGCUUAGGAUUGAGUUUGCCAAGGCGGACAAGUCAUUGGCACCAUCAUAUGAUGAUGAUCAUUCUCAGCGUCGAGAAGAACGCUCAGGAUUAAGAGAAUCUUCUUUUUCACAGGAUUUAAGAGCCCGUCAUUCUAGUGCUGACCAAUUUUAUGCUGAGAAUUCUAGUAUGACUGAUAAGAACGUGGAACCUAGUCCAGUUUUAUGGAUAGGGUUUCCAGCUUCAUUGAAUGUGGAUGAGAUGGUUUUAAGGAGAGCGUUCUCACCAUUUGGUGAAAUUGAGAAAAUUACUGCGUUCCCAGGUCGUAGUUAUGCCUUUGUUCGAUUCAAGAGUGUAAAAUCAGCUCGCAAUGCUAAAGAUACUCUUCAUGGGAAAUUAUUUGGAAAUCCGCGUGUACAUAUUUGUUUUGCAAAGAACGAAAAUGGCUCAUUAAAUAGCGGAAGGAACUCAAUCAAUGUCCCUCCAUCCCCACAUUUUGUGUCACAUGCCCGCCAGGGAUCUUUUGAAAGCUUUGGGCAGGAUAGGAAGUUUGGGAACUUAACCGGAGAUCCGAGAACCAGAUCUCCUCAACUUUUCUCCAAUCUGGAUUCUGGUGACUUUGAUCGCUAUAGUUUAGGUAGGAAUGGUACUUUAUGGACAGAUGGGAGUGAUAGUUCUGAACAUAGGAGGUUUGUGGAGGUGGGUUCUGAACUAGGACUCUCACAAGAUAUGUAUGAAUAUCAGAGAAGCCCUACAAGAGGGAAACGUGGCCCUUUACAUGAUUUCUCUCAGAGAUUUUCUCAGACAAGUACAUUUUAUGAUGAACCAUGGGACGCCCCAGAAGAUGCACAUUUUUCUCAUGGAGCCAAGAAAUUGAAGACGGACUCUUUUCCUCCAGACAAAGAGCUUCCGGAGUAUCCUUUCUCUGCCCGUGAAAAUGAAAAAUAUGUUUUUCCAAGGAUGCCUUCUGAUAUUUCCCAUGCUGACUUCUCCGAGAGAAAAUUUGAUGUCAUACCUUUUGGCAAUAAACAUACCUCUGAUCGAUCAAUGAAUGUAGCGCCAUCUCAGAGAGACAGGAGUAAUCACUGGAAAGAAUCAAAUGAGAAUCUCCAUCUAGGGUCUGGUUCUCUGAUCCUGAAUUCCAUUGAGAAAAAACGAUUGACUCCUGAAUCAGGUAAUCCUUCUUUGAGCGAGUGGAAGUGGGAAGGGACUAUUGCAAAGGGGGGAACUCCCGUCUGUCGAGCUCGUUGCUUUCCUGUUGGAAAAGUCCUUGAUCUCAUGCUGCCUGAAUUUUUAGAUUGCACAGCAAGGACUAGUCUAGACAUGCUUUCGAAGCAUUAUUAUCAAGCGAUGAAUGCUUGGGUUGUCUUCUUUGUCCCUGGAACUGAUGCUGAUAUUGCAUUCUACAAUGAGUUUAUGAGAUAUUUGGAGGAAAAACAACGUGCUGCAGUUGCCAAGUUAGAUGAAUACACAACAUUGUUUCUUGUGCCCCCAUCAAACUUCUCGGAGAAAGUACUGAAAGUACCUGGGAGACUGAGCAUCUCUGGUGUUGUCUUGAGGUUAGAGAAUCCUGGUUCUAAUAUGGGUUCUUUUCACCAACAGCAUGAAAGAGAAGAUGCAAAUUUGUUGUCCUUUCUGGGGGAUACAUCAUAUCCAAAGCCGUCAACGCCCUCAGUAGCUAUUGAUUCAUCAUCAUAUUUUCCUGAAGUGAGAAAUAUGAAUCUUUCACGGAAUGUACCUAAACCAGCUACAACAAUUUCAAGUUCAGCCCAUUUUGUUGGUGCUGAUUCCGACAAUUUCGAGGACAGCAGGACGGAGUAUCCACCCCAUGGAAACGCUAGGCUUGUACCAAACUGGUAUUCUUCCCACUUGCAGAACUCAGUUUCUGACACUAGAACUCCAUCUCAAGUCUCUGCCAGUUCGGUUGAUUCUAUGGUUCACCAGCAGCCUUUGGUCACAACAAGGACAACACAAGAAAUAACUGCAGCUCUGCAACCAGAGCAACUUGUACAAUUAGCAUCAUCUCUUCUUGGGCAGCGAACACAGCCAGGGAGCACCCCACCUGCAUCCGCUGAAGAUGAUUUAAGGUCAUGCCUGAAUCAUGCCUCACAACAUAAUCAGGCGAGUUUGGUGUUGUCAGCGCCUCAAUCUGGUCAAGUUCGACAGUUGCAGCAGCUAUUGCAGCAGACAUCUAAUGUGCCUGCAAUGCCUCAUCAGAUUGGAGCUCAGGGAAGUCAACACCCACAAAGUACUGAUGCACAUGAAGCAGAUUCAGAUCCGCAGAAACGUCUACAAGCCACAUUACAACUGGCCGCUGCUCUUCUGCAGCAAAUCCAAGGAAAAUGAAGUUGGCGAGCUUAAAGUUUUUGUGAGAGUCAUGACUCUGAUGAAGUUUGAUGGUUAUCAUUGGAUCGGUAGUAGUAAGAAUAUACCGUGCCAUAGGAUCUCAAAAUUUAGCAAUGUUUACACUAUAUUAUAGCCCUUUCCGAGGCUAGCUUAAAGUGCUCAUACUUUUUCUUUAGUUUCCUUUUUACUCGAGUACGAACUAGCUAGUGUUCGUGGCUGCCCUUCAGUAAUAAGAUCUUAAAGCUUAAGAGUU